Syzygium oleosum is the source of this 2618-nucleotide messenger RNA. Its product is annotated as probable LRR receptor-like serine/threonine-protein kinase At2g23950. Lineage: Eukaryota; Viridiplantae; Streptophyta; Magnoliopsida; Myrtales; Myrtaceae. Gene Ontology annotation, biological process: protein phosphorylation. Bases 359 to 2269 code for a protein of 636 amino acids. The transcript is spliced from 11 exons. The record is from RefSeq and is a predicted model, not a curated record. Gene Ontology annotation, molecular function: ATP binding; protein kinase activity; protein binding.
CACACACACACGCAGAUGGAGGAGGAGCUUCGGCUUUGGCUUUGGCUUUGGCUUUUCUUUUUCUCGCUUUCCUCUUUUCCUUUUCUUUUCCUCUUUUAUGUGUUCCCAUCUUUUCCGAUUUCCUCCUGAUUAUUUUAUGGGAACAAAUCAUGCUGUCACGUAUGCAAAUGCACUGCAACGAGUCUUUUGUGAAGCCAAAGUGGGAGGGGAUGGCCUGAAAAGGACUGGUAAAGCAAAAGAGAGCCGAGUGAGAGAGAGAGAGAGAGAGAGGGGAUACAAAGGGAAAGUGUGAUUUCGGGCACACCAUUUGUGUUUUUCUGUCGAACUAUGUUCAUGACUUUCGUUCUGGGACUAGACCAUGGCUCCCAGCAAGCUCUUUCCUGGUGUUGUCUUCUCCGUUGUCUUCAUGGUCCUCUCUUCUUCGCUCCCUCCUCUCUGUCUCUGCUACGAGCCUCGCAACCAUGAAGUGGAGGCUUUGAUCGGUGUAAGGAGAGAGUUGGAUGAUCCGCAUGGAGUUUUGAACAACUGGGAUGAAGAUUCUGUCGACCCCUGCAGUUGGGCUAUGAUCACUUGCUCGAGUGACAAUCUAGUCAUCGGCUUAGGAGCUCCUAGCCAGUCUUUAUCGGGAACUCUGUCUGGGACUGUAAGAAAUCUCACUAAUCUCCGACAAGUGUUACUGCAAAACAACAAUAUCUCAGGCAACAUCCCACCAGAGUUGGGUACUCUUCCAAGACUCGAGACUUUGGAUCUCUCCAACAAUCACUUAUCUGGUCCAAUUCCUGAGUCUCUAGGGCAAUUGCAUAGCCUACAAUAUCUGAGGCUAAACAAUAAUAGCUUGUCUGGUGCUUUCCCUGUGUCUUUGGCCAAAAUCCCACAGCUUGCUUUCUUGGACUUUUCUUACAAUAAUCUCAGUGGACCUGUGCCCAAAUUCCCGGCUAGAACAUUCAAUGUUGUAGGAAACCCAUUGAUAUGCGGAAGAAACCCUACUGAAGGGUGCUCUGGAUCAACCAUUCCUAUCCCUCUUUCCUUCUUGCAUACUUCUGCUGAUGAACCUAAGUCCAAGAAAUUGGCAAUUGCACUUGGGGUCAGUCUCUGCUUUGCCACACUUGUUCUGUUGGCUAUCGGGUUCCUUUUACAUUCAAGGAGAAAGAAAUCUCAUACCAUCCUCAACAUCAAUGAGAAGCAAGAAGAGGGGCUAAUGAGCCUGGGAAACCUCAAGAGCUUCACUUUCAAAGAGCUGCAAUUGGCGACAGACAAUUUCAGCUCCAAGAACAUACUUGGGACCGGAGGUUUUGGCAAUGUGUACAAGGGUAAGCUCGGGGACGGGACUAUGGUCGCGGUGAAACGUCUGAAAGACGUAGUUGGGACAACCGGAGAAUUGCAGUUCCGGACUGAACUGGAGAUGAUCAGUUUGGCAGUCCAUCGCAACUUGCUGCGAUUGAUUGGAUACUGUGCCACUUCGAACGAACGGCUUCUGAUCUACCCUCACAUGUCCAAUGGUAGUGUUGCUUCAAGGCUCAAAGCAAAACCAGCGCUAGAUUGGAACAUGAGAAAGAAGAUAGCCAUUGGAGCUGCCCGGGGUCUCCUAUACCUGCACGAGCAAUGCGAUCCCAAAAUAAUCCACAGAGACGUGAAGGCAGCUAACGUGCUCCUUGAUGACUAUUGUGAGGCCGUUGUCGGCGAUUUUGGCCUCGCGAAGCUCCUGGACCAUGCUGACUCCCAUGUCACGACUGCGGUUCGUGGUACAGUUGGACAUAUUGCUCCGGAAUAUCUCUCGACGGGCCAAUCAUCUGAGAAAACUGAUGUGUUUGGCUUCGGGAUUCUCCUGUUAGAGCUUAUAACAGGAAUGAGAGCUCUCGAGUUUGGCAAAACAGUAAAUCAGAAAGGAGCAAUGCUCGAAUGGGUGAAGCAAAUACAUCAAGAGAAGAAAGUGGAACUUCUGGUGGAUAAAGAGCUGGGGAGCAGCUACGACCGGAUCGACGUGGGAGAGAUGCUCCAGGUGGCGCUCCUGUGCACCCAGUACUUGCCGGCCCACCGGCCCAAGAUGUCCGAAGUCGUCCGGAUGCUGGAAGGCGACGGGCUCGCUGAGAAAUGGGCUGCGACUCACAACCACUUGAACCCUGCCACGAACUUCUCCCUCAUCACCAGCGCCGCCAAAGCCAACGGUCACGGUCCCGACCGGUCGAGCGUGUUCGGGAUGUCGGUCGACGACGACGACGACGACCAUUCCUUGGAUACCUACGCCAUGGAGCUCUCCGGCCCGAGAUAGCGCGCCAAACUAGGAAGGAAAGCAAAAGAAGCAAAAAGAUAGCAAUGUGUGAGCAUGAUUCUUUAGAGCAACUUUUAAACCGUUAUGCCUCUUCUUUCAAUCUUUUUUUCCCAAUGGUGGUGUACAUACACAUCUCUUUCCUCUCUUUUCUUCCAAAUCUCAGUUACUCUUUAGGGGUUGUUCUUCACCGUGCAAAAAUGUAGAUGGGAACUGUGGAAGACCAUAUAGAGUGCAGCCUUUGUUGGGCCUGUUUUUUGUGUGGCAGAUGGGAGGACAGCAGCAUCAGAUGCUGUGCUCCCGGGUGUGGGACAGAGAUUGAGAAAUUGAAACUUUUUGUGGUAUUUGACUA